AUUGUGAAUAUCUAUUUCUCGAAUUUUAUAAUGAAAUCAUAUAAUAUACACGAUGAAUUGUUUUGUCUGUUUCUUUCUUUAUUUAGGAGGCCAGUCAAAUGGCACAUCGAGCCAAUCUGAGACAGAUUCUACCAACACAACUAUAUUUGUUGGAGGACUCGACCCUAAUGUUACAGAUGAAGAUCUUAGGCAGACAUUCUCCGAGUAUGGUGAGAUAACCUCUGUUAAGAUACCUGUUGGAAAGGGCUGUGGUUUUGUUCAAUUUGCAAACAGAAAUAAUGCUGAAGAGGCUUUGCAGAAGCUUAAUGGGACAAUGAUUGGCAAGCAAACAGUCCGUCUUUCUUGGGGCCGCAAUCCUGCAAAUAAACAGUUUAGGUUUGACUUCGGAAGCUGGCCCGGGCCAUAUUUUCCAUCCCCUAUUUAUGAUGGAUACGGAUAUAUGCCUUCUCCUCAUCAUGAUCCAAGCACGUAUCCUCUCGCUUAUGGGGGUUACCCUAUUUAUGGAGGUCACCAACAACAAGUAAGCUGAUUUGCAGGAGGAGCAGUCACAACAAGUUACAGCACUAUCACUCUUGAAGGAGAAAACUAUUAUGUAACUUGUUUUAUCUGUCUGAGUUCUCAAGAAUCCCUCCUAAUUGUGGAGUGGAGUUGAAUUUUGAUUACAUGAGGUAGAACUGUAGGGAUUCAAUUAAUCGUUAUUUUAGACUUGUAGGAGUAAUGGUUAUUGAGGAAUUUGGAACUUAAUUAUGGCAAUAAUUAUCUUAAGAAUGACAGCGUGCGUGCUUGAUUGAAAUCUUUUGAUCCGCACCAUUGACAAUUGUUUGA
Molecule: messenger RNA, 825 nt
Organism: Lathyrus oleraceus (garden pea)
Lineage: Eukaryota; Viridiplantae; Streptophyta; Magnoliopsida; Fabales; Fabaceae
Product: polyadenylate-binding protein RBP47C'
Exons: 4
Coding region: 53-529 (158 amino acids)
Cellular component (GO): nucleus
Molecular function (GO): RNA binding
Source: RefSeq, a predicted model, not a curated record